Vicia faba (fava bean) is the source of this 975-nucleotide messenger RNA. NCBI's taxonomy places the organism in Eukaryota, Viridiplantae, Streptophyta, Magnoliopsida, Fabales, Fabaceae. The record is from the annotation of a GenBank genome assembly.
AUGCGCGUCAAGGAAAUGCACCCGUUGUGCUGCAUCUCAUUGGAGAGUCCCGGGAUCGGAAGUGAUUCUCCGGACACAGACGCGGCGGCACUUUCGAGGACGAGGAGUUUACCGGCGUGUGGAUCUGACCGCAUUUGUCGCCGUGGAUCGGAGGCGACGGUUGCCGGAGUUUUAUAUAAGUGGACUAAUUACGGUAAGGGAUGGAGAUCCCGGUGGUUUCUCCUCCGUAAUGGCGUGCUUUCUUACGCUAAGAUCCGGUCGCCGGAGAAUCUCAAUCUGUUCUCUCCAAUCGACGAUGUUCGCUUAAUUGGAGAUGUCACCGCUAAUCGUCUCGCGAGAAUGGAUAGAGACGCCGGAAACGCCGUUCGCCGGAAGAAUCAUAAACCUUCUUCGUCUUCGUCUUCUCCUCCUACAGUGGUUCAUUUGAAGAUCUCGUCGUUUAGAGAGAGCAAAUCAGACGACAGAAAGUUUUACAUCUUUACAGCAACAAAGACACUCCAUCUGAGAACUGAUUCGAGGAAAGACCGCGUGGCAUGGAUACAAGCUUUGGUGUCAACUCGCAGUUUGUACCCAUUAAGCGGUCAUCAUCAUCUAUUUCUUGCACCUUAUCAUAUAUCUGUAUCUACCGAAAGGCUUAAGAAACGCUUGGUUGAAGAGGGUAGCGGUGAGAAUCUUGUCAAGGAGUGUGAGCAAAUUAUGCUUGCAGAGUUUUCAGAAUUACAAGAGCAGCUUAAAAUUCUUUGUCAAGAACGAUCAAGUUUGUUUGAUACGAUUAGGCAGUUGGAGGCAGCUAACAUUGAACCUGAGGGAUCUGCCUUGCAUGACAGUGAAUACCAACUAACAAAGAAUGGAUUUUCAAAUCUAGGGCGUGGAAAAUAUAGUGAAUGCAGUACAACGGAAUCAUCUGAUGAUAUCGAGAAACAAGAGGUGUGGGUCAAAUACGCUGGAUCAAGUGAACAUGUCCGGGGAAGCUAA